This is a messenger RNA of Styela clava, 2240 nucleotides long. RefSeq names its product F-box only protein 30-like. Gene Ontology annotation, molecular function: ubiquitin protein ligase activity; protein binding; zinc ion binding. The record is from RefSeq and is a predicted model, not a curated record. NCBI's taxonomy places the organism in Eukaryota, Metazoa, Chordata, Ascidiacea, Stolidobranchia, Styelidae.
UCCCAGCUUAGGUCUGUAGGUUGCUUUGGCCUGGAAAUGACUCUUGGUAUAGAUCUCUUAUUCUUGCAAAUCUAAUCCCUAAGCUCAUGUUGACAUAGCUUAACUACCGGCUUAGCAUUGUAGCGGGAAUGUUCAAGUAUUGUGGUAUGCUUAUUUGAUUUGUGUACCGUAGCUCAUCAGCUGAGGAACCAACCGUUUCGGCGUUCAGACAAAAGGCAAUGGAAGUUAUUCAUGAUCACUGCCGUGUUUGUCAUAGUAAAUUUUGUGAUUUUGAUAUUGUACAAGAUGUUAGCUGUGGCCUGACAUUUUGUGCAAAUGAUUGUGGUCAAAAAUUUCAUCAAUGUAAACAACAGGAUCAUGACAAGAUUUGCCCAUAUCAACGUAUAAAUUGUGUCAACAAACAAUAUGGUUGUCCUGCUGUUUUUUUUCGUAAAUAUCUCGCACAACAUCUUGAAGUUUGUCCAGCAAAUAUUCAAAUAUGCACAAUGGAAUGGAAUAGAUGGCAUCGGGGAUCUAUUCUAUCAAAAAAUGAUGAAAAGUCGAAAGUUCAACAAAUGAAAAAUUUACAGGUGAUAUCCAACAAUCUAGAUGUUGCUGCUGCAAUACAUGAUCAAAGAAUUUUAUUGGAAACAAUUAUGCCUAAUGCAGUUUUGGAAUAUUAUAAUAAACUUGCAGAUCAAAAUGUUGAGGCUGAUGCUGACAUCUCUGGCUCACAAAAAACAAACUGCAGUUCAACAGUAGAUCCACCAGAACAAGUGAUUACCAAUGAUAACUGUGAAAAAAUUGCUCAAUCGAUGGAAUCCAUGUCAACUGAAAGUAAUAUGCAAUCAGAUUUAAUACCAACUGAAUCAUUGACCGAAUCUAUCCAACAAACUGAAAUACUGGAUGAUGUUACUUUAACUUCUUCAUUAAAAGAAAAACAAGAAAUGGUUCCAACGUAUGGUACAAAUGGAUUAUCUCUCGGUUCAAGAACUGAAAACUUUCUGAAAUAUGUUAGUAUGAUUAAGAAGGAAGAUAAUCAUAGGGAUUUUAGUUUUUCCAAACACAAUCAUUUAACUUCAUCUUCUCGAAUGCAAAAUGAUAUUGACUCGUCCAAUAAUUCAUCUACAGGAUGUCAUUCUGAGCCAUACAAUGGAUUGUUUAGUACAAAUCAUAGUCAGCAGUCAUUAAGUUCGAGCGAACUCAAGAAGGAAAAAUUAGUCAAAGAAAUGGAAAAGUCAACAUUUUUUGAUGAUAUUGACAACUACAUACAAGAAUUUGCUUCUGCUGCUCCUGACUUCUUGUCGUUAUUAGAUGCUCUGGAUUCUGAUAUCUGUGUUGCGAUUGAUAUUGUGGAUCACCUUGUGAAUGAAGUUGUCAAACAAGUUGAUGGAAAUAAUCAUAAUGUUAACCAUGAUUUACCUGUUAUUAUAUGGAGAGAUGACACUAUUUCUCAAAGUAUGGCUUCUGAUACAGAGAACAAAUGUUAUGAAUUGAGGAAAUCCAUCAGUGAACUGCUUCAGGAGUUCGGAGUCGUAUGUGAUUUAACUAUAGGGUCGUCAAGUUCUUCGACCGCUGAAGAAAGAAGAGCGAUUAGAAAAGCUGAAAGAAGGAAAAGAAGAAGUUGGUUGUAUAAAAACCCUGAAUCAUCAUCCAGUGGUAAAAUGACAUCAUGGGGUUGGAUGCCUAGAAAAGAAGUCAAAGAUGUCUCAACAGAUACAAGUGAUCUAGCUAUUGAUAUGUCUAACAUGGAAUGGCUUUCUCCUGAAGCAUUCUUAUCUAAAGAUGAUCUUGUAUUUCGUUUGUUUUCAAUCAUUGGAGCAAGUUAUCGAGGAUAUGCUGCGAUGCAUGAGAAACAAAUUGCACCUUUCAUUGCAGAUUCAUCAUGCCAGACUGUUGCCCCAUUUCUUCUUCAUAUUGAUAUGAAUGCAAUCGGACGAGCAUUAAGCAGUGCAUCACUGUCAUCAAGCGUUCAAAAUUGGAAGAACGACGUCAAAUGUUGGCUUUACUAACAGAUGGGAAAUCUUCUGAUAACGAAACGAGUGGAGAAUCGUCUGUGAAACUCAAUGAAAAUCUGAUGUUUAAUAAUUUAUCUCUUGGUAGUGUCAUGGAAUCAGUACCAAGAUAUCAGACUAAACCUCAUUCUAUGUAUUCAUUCAUGUGUGGUUGUUUGCUGAGAAGAGAUCAGUUUGCGUCUCACAUACAAAACACACAUUGCGAAAUCAUGUCUGGAUUAAAUGGUUGGAUUGAACAAAAAUGUC